This is a messenger RNA of Penicillium maclennaniae, 1341 nucleotides long. Its product is annotated as putative carboxylesterase. Lineage: Eukaryota; Fungi; Ascomycota; Eurotiomycetes; Eurotiales; Aspergillaceae. The transcript is spliced from 4 exons. The coding region runs from base 1 to 1341 and encodes 446 amino acids. The record is from RefSeq and is a predicted model, not a curated record.
AUGGAAACUACUCGUCGUCCAUAUACCCUCUCCCUCGCACACCGCGGCGUCAUCCAGGGCUCCACCAUCUCCGCCGGUUCGGAUUUAUGCCAUUACUUCGGCGGCGUGCGAUAUGCUCUCCCGCCACUACAACGCUGGCGUCGGGCCCGUAAGCUUCCAUCAUCCUUUACCUAUGGCAGCAAAGAUGUGCCCGGUGUUUGCGAUGGUGGAGCGGGACUAUGCCCCCAGCCUGGAUUCCUGGAUCUCUCGCCAGAGAAGCCUGAAGCAUGGGACGAGGAUUGUUUUCAGUGUAACAUUUGGGUGCCCACUGGAACACCUCCACGCGGUGGAUGGCCGGUUAUGAUUUUCAUCCACGGUGGAUGGCUUCAGUUCGGCUCGCCAAAUAGCUUCAAUGCGGCGGCACUGAUCGGCGAGACGGAAUUUAAAGCUGUUUUUGUUCUACCUGCUUACCGAGUCAAUCUGUUUGGGUUUUUGUACUCUGCGGAACUCGAGCAGGAUGCGGCAGGUGUGGGAGAGACUGUUGGCAAUCAUGGAUUCUGGGACCAGAGACUCGCUCUGGAAUGGACGAAGGAGAAUAUCAAUUUGUUUGGUGGAAACCCGGAUCAGAUCACUAUUUCUGGAUACUCCGCAGGCGCAAACUCCGUAUUCCACCAACUCGCCUACGACCUGCGCCAACCCACCACCCACUCGAUUGUCCGUCAAGUCCCGUCCAACCCAAAUCCCCCCGCCGAAACACAAACCCAGUUCAACGAACUGCUCACAGCCCUCUCAGUCCCCCUCUCCCUCUCCGCAGCCGACAAAUUGGCCCGUCUCCGCUCCCUCUCCUCCAAGACCCUCCUCGACGCAAGCAAAACAAUAAACAUCCACCAGUUCCGCCCAACAACAGAUGGCACCUUCAUUCUGCCCUCCCUCUUCACAUCCUUAGACAAUGGCACCUUCGCUCAAGCCUUGCUGUCGCGAAAUAUCCGCCUCAUACUAGGCGAGUGUUCCGACGAACGCUUCCUCUACGCCACCUGGUUCCCACCCAAAGCAAAUACCCUCGCGGCUUUACGCACUCGUCUAAUCGCAGACUACCCAACGCACAUCGUCGAUGCAGUUCUACCACUCUACUACCCCAAUGGAACCCUACCACAGGGUAUCAAGAACUGGGACGAAGAUGCCUGGGGCCGUAUCUACGCCGAUAUGCAAGUCUACCAUAUGCAACGUGGACUAAUUUACGCUUUGACGUGUAAUUCUGGCGGGGUUGAUGCGUCGGCGUUGAUUCAUAGGUAUAGGAUUGAGUUCCGGGCGGAGUGUAUGAGGGGGAUUCCGGCUGAGUGGGGGGGUUACGCAUUCGAGUGA